This is a messenger RNA of Megalobrama amblycephala (Wuchang bream), 6102 nucleotides long. RefSeq names its product sphingosine kinase 2 (gene sphk2). Gene Ontology annotation, cellular component: cytoplasm; membrane; intracellular membrane-bounded organelle. The transcript has 7 exons. Bases 1247 to 3850 code for a protein of 867 amino acids. Gene Ontology annotation, biological process: sphinganine-1-phosphate biosynthetic process; positive regulation of apoptotic process; sphingosine biosynthetic process. NCBI's taxonomy places the organism in Eukaryota, Metazoa, Chordata, Actinopteri, Cypriniformes, Xenocyprididae. The record is from RefSeq and is a predicted model, not a curated record.
CAAUCAUCCCCUUUUCUCCGCCCACCGCGUCAAUAGACUUCCUGAAAACGCUCGUGCCUCCCCUACCAGCUCAGGAAAGCUGGAAAACUCGCCAUGUAGGGGGGACAGAAAAAAACAGCAGGGCACAUAUAACAGCGGAUAAAGAGGAUAACCAUGACUUGAGACCCUGUUCCAGCACUACUCUGUAUUCUGAGUUUUAUUUAUUUCCCAUUGAAUUGAAUUGAAUUGAAUUGAAUUUGACGUUCAUGGAUAUCAAAUCCUGGAUUUUCUGGCAUUUUUUUAUUGGAUGAGCUAGAAUACAUGAUUACCCAGCACUACAAUCCCUGACACUGUUUUGGACCAAAACCAGAAGUGAUAUCCCUGUUCAUCUCUAUCACUUCCUUAACCUUGUUGUUUUUGGAGAAGAACUGCAUUUUUAGUUGUCCACUUCGAUAAGGUUUCAUUUGGUUCUCCUCAAACACUAUCCUCGGCUGGGCCGUUACCUCUGUUCUUUGUGCUUGUUUGACACUGAACGUUUUUGUAGCAUUUAUAGGGUUAUUAUAACCUUAGUGUGUGCUUAUAUUUAGUCAUUUGUAAGUUCUCUGACCUUAAAACAAGGCAUUGUCAAUUGAAACUGUGCUUCCAAUUUUAUUUAAACAACUUGUAAGAAAGGAGAAUUGUAAAAUUUAGUAACUUAAGAAAUUUCAUUUAAUGAUUAUUUAUCUAGAUGCACACACAAUUCCAUUUAAAGUUGACAAAAGACUUAUGCCUUUUCUCAUAUUGUGAGAUAUUUUGCCGGUGAAAUCAAAGACACAUUUGAGAAAAGCAAAUAAUCUGGCUUCUUGUGCAUCUUUGAUUUUAAAACAAGUAUUUUUUUUGUUUUGUUGGGAUACUAGCAAUACUAAACUGGAAAUCUUUUGUGUAUUGUGUUUUGAUCAGAUGACCGUAAGAGGAUUUAGCAUUGUUUCCAGGCAAAAUGCACUGAUGGGAAAGAUUUAACACUAUCAGGGAUAGAAAAGCCUGCUGAAGUUUCUUUUUGUUUUGAAUAGACACCUGUUGAAGCACUUUCGUCAUUUAUAACUUGUGUAACAUUAAGUUUACGCAAAGCCUAUGAUUUGGGCUUAAAAAGCUGACACAUUUGAAAACAUCUCCAAACAUCUAGGGCGUCCGUCCAGAAAGACAUCUCACUACAACAAAGAAGAAAGACCUCUGCAUGAAGCACUCAAGCUGUAUAGUCCAAACAUACUUUUGAGGCCAGACAUUGAACAUGCGCUCCCCAGGCCCCGAAAGCCCGUCCAUGACUGAGGAGGCCCUGCUGCAUGGACAGUUCAGCGGUUGGAGCAGCGGAGGAGGGAGUGGAAGUAACAAUAACAGCAAUCCCAACAGCCCUGGAGGUGUGUCUUUACCUUCCAGCCCUGCCUCCACCAACUAUGCUCUGACUCUCACACCAACUCACGUCCAUGUCCAACGGUUGUCUCAACGUGCUGGGAAGCAGUCCAGGCUGCUCCUCCCGCUGACAGAGCUGACCGGAUGCAGCUGCCCACGAUCGCCGGCCCCUCCUUUGCUGGUGCUUUACUGGUACCCUCCGGGUAAACGCAGGAAGGGCGUCUCCAGACACAGACAGGUGAGGGCGUACUUGGCAGAGAGCAGAGCUGAGGCGGAGAAAUGGAACACUGCUAUACAGAGCCUGCUGAGGGGGAUGGAUGUCAGCUCCACUACAGAAUUUUGCAAAAGCAUGUUGCCCCGUCCCCGUCGACUGUUGCUGCUGGUCAAUCCAUUCAGUGGCCGGGGUCAGGCAAUGCAAUGGUGUCAAACGCACAUACUUCCAAUGAUAAGAGAAGCCAACAUCAGCUACAACCUUAUACAGACAGAGCGUCGGAAUCAUGCACGUGAGCUAAUCAGAGAGAUUUUGCUACAAGAAUGGGAUGGAAUAAUCAUUGUAUCUGGAGAUGGACUCUUGCACGAGGUGAUAAAUGGCCUCAUGGAAAGGCCAGAUUGGGAACAAGCAAUAAAAACUCCAGUGGGAAUUCUGCCUUGUGGCUCUGGAAAUGCACUUGCUGGUUCCAUAAACCACUAUGCAGGAUAUGACAUGUGCCUUCGGGAGCCUCUUCUCCUCAACUGCUGUUUUCUGCUGUGCCGGGGUGGGGUAAAACCGAUGGACUUGGUCUCUGUUACAACCAGCCCAUGUGCUUCAUCAUCCACAUCCAAUCAGAAUGGGCACCCACCUGCUCCCAAGAGACUUUUCUCUUUCCUUUCUGUGGCCUGGGGUUUUGUGUCUGACGUGGAUAUAGAGAGUGAGCGCUACAGAGGGCUGGGCUCAGCACGGUUUACACUGGGAACACUGGUGAGAUUGGCUUCUCUGCGCUCCUAUAAAGGCCGUCUUUCCUACCUGCCACCCAGUAUAGUCAACUCAUCCCCUGAUGCCACGCCUCAGCCUCCACGAAGGCCGCUUUCACGCAGCAUUACCGAAGGUUUGGAGGGAUUUUGUCGCACGCCCAUCCAUCGCACCUGCUCCGACAUGGGCCUUAGUGAACAAAGAAGUCUCCGCAAAGGAGAUGGAGAAAGAGAGAGGGAACGAGAACGGGAGAGGCAGGAGAGGGAGAGGGAGAGGGAGAGGAGGAGAGAGAGGGCAAGAGGGGUUGGGGUAGUGAGAGCAAGCAGUCUCGCAGAAGACAGAGAGAGAGAGGUGGAAGCAGAAGAGAAGAUGGAGGAGACAUCAGAGACCAGUUCAGAAUCGACCGAAAGGGAAGAGUGUGACAACAUAGCUAGGAAUGAUGGGAACAUAGAAGAAGAGAAUAAACCAGGUGGGGAUGAGAUAGAUGGACAGGGAAUGACUAAAGCGAGCAAUUUGAGUGACAGAGAUGAGUGUGACGAGAGUUAUCGGACGACGCCAUCUGACCUGCAAUGCACAUUACGUAAAAACUCGCUUCCCUCUAGCCAGAUAAUCAAUGCCUUCUUCAGCCAGCCAAUUGGUGUAGACACUGACCAAGACUUGGAGGUGGCAACCUAUGGGAAGGAAGACGAAGACAUAAAUGGCACCUACUUUCAAAGAGAGGCCUUUCCUCUGGACAAGUCUCGCGAGCGAGCCCUCACCAUCUCGUCCUCUCCAUUCCGUCAGUCUCCUUUCAAAGCUUUCAAAACUAAAACUUUGGACCAGAACCAGAACCCCUCACGGCCACGGCCCCUCUCCCUUCUCCAUCAAUCACAUUCAAACUCUCUCCCUCCAAAGUUUCCAUCCCUUUCUCUGUCCCUUUCCCCGACCCCUCCUUCAUCUCCAUCUUGCGCCUCUCCCCACUCUUCUUAUCUCACACCACGUCCCAACACUCCCAGCUCAUCUUCCCCAUCACCUUCUUUUCAUUCACCGACCCCUUCCUUCAACUUUGACCUUGCAGAGCCUGCAGGACCCUUGAAGAACUGCCUUCACAUGACAUCCUCCAUCAACCUGCCAGAGGAUUAUCUGCUACCUCCUCUGGACCAGCCUCUCCCUACACGUGACUGGGUCACUAUUGAGGGUGAUUUUGUUUUGGUGCUGGCCAUCUACCAGUCUCACUUGGGAGCAGAUCUCCUUGCUGCACCUCAGGCUCGAUUUGAUGAUGGGUUGAUCCAUCUGACAUUUGUGCGGGCUGGUAUCUCCCGGGCAACGCUGCUUAGACUGUUCCUAGCAAUGGAGAGAGGAGCUCAUAUGUCUGUUAGCUCUCCUUACGUCAGUCAUGUUUCUGCUCGGGCAUUCCGCCUUCAGCCGCUUUCACCACGAGGAACCCUCACUGUAGAUGGAGAGCUGGUGCCCUAUGGGCCGCUGCAGGCACAGGUUCAUCCCUCCAUAGCCCGUUUGAUUGUUGGGGACUCGGGAAUAAAGAUUACAAGAUUCUGACCUGUUUGGAACUGAACGGGCAGGGAUUAGCAUGACGCUCUGGAUUAUAUAACAUUUUGCCAUGCGCAUACUGGGGGUGAGAGAAACAGAAAGCCAGCAGUUGCAAUCACUGCUUUUACUGGGAUUAACUAAGGGAUUGCUUAUUCAAGCUGCAUAUGCAAGGAGUAUUUUUGAAUUUAUCGAAGGGAUGAAAACUUGUGGCCUAUUGCAUGACUGUAGGAUUAUACUUGGAUUACCCUCACUGUAGUGAGAGAGAGAAUGCAGCAAUGUCUACAUAAAAGAGGAAAUGGCGAAACUGAAUGUGUCCAAAUGGUGUAUACAUUUUAGUAUGCAUUUGUGCAUAGAUUCUCAACAGUGAUCCUGCCUUAUUUCAGAGAGUGAAAAAAAAAAAAAAAAUACACAGACAAACACUAAAAACAAUAGCUGGCUUUUAGGUUGUCACACCCACAUUCAAAUAUGGUUCCACCCAUUUUGCAUAAUAGCUACCCCUGGAAUGCCUUAUCCAUGCCUGAAUUUUGUGUAACCCUCCUUAAUUUACGCACUUGCUUAGUGCGUGUCACACUUAAAGGGUUAGUUCACCCAAUAAUGUCAUUAAUUACUCGCCCUCAUGUUGUUCUACACCCGUAAGACCUUCGUUCAUCUUCGGAACACAAAUUAAUAUAUUUUUGAUAAAAUCUGAUGGCUCAGUAAAGCCUGCAUAGCCAGUAAGAACAUCCCUUUUUCAAUGCCCAGAAAGCUACUAAAUGCAUAUUAAAAAAAGUUCAUGUGACUUAAACUUAAUAUUACAAAGUGACAAGAAUACUUUUUGUGCGCCAAAAAUAACAAAAUAGUGACUUUAUUUCACAAUAUCUAGUGAUGUCUGAUUUCAAAACACUGCUUCAUGUAGCUUUGAAGCUUUACGAAUCGUUUGUUUCGAUUCAGUAGUUCGGAGCACCAAAAUCACAUGAAAAAGGGAGUGUUCUUGCUGGCGAUGCAGGCCUCACUGAGCCAUCGGAUUUUAUCAAAAAUAUCUUAAUUUGUGUUCCGAAGAUGAACGAAGGUCUUGUGGGUGUGGAACGACAUGAGGUUAAGUAAUAAAUUACAUAAUUUUCAUUUUUGCGUGAACUAACCCUUUAAUCUCAAAUCUCAUUUAGCAAAGAUUUAUCUGCAUUGAAAUAAAUCUCCGUCCACCUCUGAAAACCGUUGUUUCAUGAGACUGUGUCAGUUCUUGCAUCUUGCAUCCAUUUUGCAGGUAUUUUUAGGACACAAUCAUUGUGUGGUUUGAACGGAACAGUUAAACAUGGACUGUUAUGAUAUAUAUUGCAUUGCUAGACUGUGUAAAAAGCAUGCAACAAUCAUGAUGAUGACAUUAAUUGGUAACUAGUUAUAUGCAUUGUAAUGAACGUAGAAAGAAAGCUUGGAAAACAUUCACUUAAGGGUUUUUCUUUCCCCCGGUAUUAUCGAAACAUGUGCUAUCACUGUCUUCUAUGAGUUAAGGCAAAUUUGCAUAGUGUUUGCUCAAUUUUUUUUUUUUUUCAGAUAAAUUGGAAGUGGAAGUUAGUGAUCAACUGCCAGUGCAUCUUCAAAUCCUUUUCCUGAAAGAUUCAUUUAUUAAAUACUAGGUGAGGACUAUUUCAUAGUGAUCAAUAACUUGACUUGAUAACAUUUUAGUCUAUUUCUCUCAAAACAAUUAACACUAGAGCAACAGGAACUUCAGCUUUAUAAAAGAACAGACCUGUUUAAAGUCCAGCUGUGGAGCUGAUUACGAUUGCAAAGGAGCCUUUCCAGUGCUUUUGAAUUUUACCUAAAUAUUUAUUGGAGAAAUGCCCUAUUUGCAUUUCUUCUAUCCUUUUCAUUUUCCAACCUCUUUUUUUCUCUCAUUUCUGAAUUUGCAAUGAUUAGUAAAUAAUAUUUAACUCUAAUGACUCGACUGGUAUUUCCGAACAGCUGUUUAGUUCUUUCUAGUGCAAUAAUUUCUUCUUCUGUUGAUCUCUUCAGCUCUUAAGCAUCAGCUGAUAUGUAAAUCUAGUUGUUUUGUUUGCGAGUCUGGGUACUCAAAAUGAUUUUCAGCUGCAAUCAGAUGGCCAGUUAUUUUUUGUUAUUAUUCAUUCCCUAUAUUUCCUGCCGCCUUUUGUUGUACCAUGCUUUAGAGUGAUCUAAUAAAUUUGGUAUCAAGCUGCUGUCCAUCUUGAAAAUGCCAGUUUAAGAUGUCUCUUCAUUCUGCAAUGCUUGUAUUAAGAUUGUAAUUACUAUUAAAAGAAUAUUAUAUUAAA